AUGUGACUGACAUGUAACUGCGACACUAUUAAAAGUAAUCUGUGUACUUUAUGAAAUGCGGCGCGGUGCGAACGACGAAAGAUUCCGAACCGCCGCGCCGCGCCGCCGCCCGCGCCCGUCCAUCGCCCGUCCGUUCGUUUCUUUAUCAAAUGUCAAUGUCAAGCAAAUUAGCAAAUUGACUUUGACAAUUAAUUUUUAUCAUCAAUUCUAUCAAGAAUCAAAUCAUUGUUAUCAAAGCGAGUGCUCAAGAUGUAAAGUUAGAGAUAAGAGUGUUUGAAUAAGCGUUUUCUAUAAGUACCCACUUCUGUGUAGCUCCAUGUAUAAUGUCACUAAACUAUGCUUUUACUUUCUCUCUUUUUCUUAUCAUAUUAGUGGUGCUUAACCUAUACUUUUUCUACACUUUAAAUGGUGUAAAUAAAAAGCCCACCUAUUUUAACUUACCAAAACUAAGAUCACACCCACUGCCUGAUGUCUUUACUGAGAUUUUUGAAUAUCUCAAUUAUUUACCCAGUAAAUAUAAGAGUAGGAACAAUAAGUUUAACUUAAUAAGAUCAAAUCUAAUUAGUUCAUUUAAUUCUUCUGUUAGUAAAAAUAAUGUUUGGGACAUCACAGAUAAUUGGAUAAAUGAGGCAUCUUUAUUCCCACACAAAGAUGGGCUGCCAGGACAAAUUAUUCAAGCCUUGCGCCAAGGUGAAAUAGCCCUUGUAGACAAUGCACCCAAGGGAACGCAAUUAAAACUACUGCUACUUUUAAAGGAUAAAAGAAAAAUAUUUUUUAAGCCGAAGAGAUAUAAUUUAGACGAUAUAAUCCAUGGUACUAUAUACUCAGGAUUUGACAGACACAACUCAGAGGUUUUUGCUUAUUACUUGGCCAUGGCUUUAAACUUUACAUGGGUAGCGCCAGCCGCCAUACGGCGGAUUCAUGUUGAGAGAGACGUGGUCCCAGUCGCUACUCCUGGAUUGAAGAGGACUAUGUUGAGAAAUGGAAGUUCCUUAUGCAUUUACGGCAAAUGCUUUUACUGCAAAUCAAAUGAAACAGUAUGCCCUGAUAAAAAGGGUGAACUUGAAGGAGCUGUUAUAUUAUAUUUAGACAAACAUUUUAGGCAGUACAAAUAUCCAUGGAAGAGGUCCUACAAUACUAAAGUACAAAUGGAAUGGGAACGGAAUAAUGACUUUUGUAAGAAAGUCAUUCUAACUCUAAGUACAAGAAGGUUGCUGAAUCUGAUAGAUGUGUCCAUUUUCGACUUCUUAUUGCAAAAUGGAGAUAGACACGACUAUGAGGUGUAUAGAGACAAAGUGAUCCUGUUGGACAAUGGUAAAGGACUGGGCAACCCUACUGCAGAUGAGCUAGAUAUACUGGCGCCUUUAUAUCAGUGCUGUAUGCUCUCUUCAUCAACUUGGCAGUAUCUCGAGCUGUUAGCCGGGGGCAGCCUCACAGAUGUGAUAAAAAUAAUGGCGGCAUUCCAAGGCGAGACGUUGGCUACCGAAGAUCAUUAUAGAGCAGUGGAACGGAGGUUACUGAAAGUUUACGCAACUGUCCAAUAUUGCAUAGGCAAGCAUGGCAGUGCAAAAGUAAUAAAACUUGGCUUCUGAUAUA
Molecule: messenger RNA, 1596 nt
Organism: Plutella xylostella (diamondback moth)
Lineage: Eukaryota; Metazoa; Arthropoda; Insecta; Lepidoptera; Plutellidae
Product: glycosaminoglycan xylosylkinase homolog
Biological process (GO): protein phosphorylation
Cellular component (GO): Golgi apparatus
Molecular function (GO): gamma-glutamylcyclotransferase activity; phosphotransferase activity, alcohol group as acceptor
Source: RefSeq, a predicted model, not a curated record